CGCAUUUAAUUUUAUUUGGUCGCCUGCUAACAGCGACAUCGGUUGCGUCUCGCCAAAAAAUAAUAUCACGCUCCCGGAAUUUAGAAGUAAAUAAAAGAAAAGUGACAAGCCGUAGUCCGUGCUCAAGCUGUGCUACUAAUCAACCGUUCAGUGUGGCCAAAUCCUCAUAGGCCGCAAGGACCCCCGUCGAGUGUGGCCAGUUGCCAAGGACCUCUUACGUUAGCUGCCAUAACAAAAGCAUUAAACCGCGAUACGAUCAGUCGGCCAAUCGAUUCCAUUCAGUUUUAUUGAACACUCAACGCCCCGUGCAAUCCAUAAUCUCAACGAUUGGACAAUUGCAACUGUAACGUGAAGAACACAAAUUGUCAACAAAGUCGUAAAAAUAUUCGCACACUCUGGCAAUAAAGUAAAUGAAACAAUAAAACAAAUAGGGCAAAAGCAGCUAAUUGAUUGCCAAAUAGGAGUAAAGUUGGCGCAACAUGAGCCGCUGGCUUUAAGGAGACCAUCCAGCAGCAGCAGGUGCAACAUUCAGCAGAAAGGAGAGGAGCAGGACCAGGUUCAUUUGGGAACAGGAAACAGGGAACAGGAGCAAUAAGCCCAGGGCGAUACCAACAAAAUGGUUCACGGACCACCGGCUCGCAGAAAAUCGCAGCAGCAGCAUGAACAUGAGCAUGAGCAGACCUGCGAAAUGGAUCUCGAACGACAGCCAACUCCACCGGAUGGAGGAUGGGGAUGGGUGGUCGUCUUUGGCUCCUUCAUGAUACACAUAGUCACCGAUGGCAUGACCUACUCCUUUGGCAUCUUCUACAAUGAGUUCCUGGACUAUUUCAACGAGGGCAAGGGUUAUACGGCUUGGAUUGCCUCUAUAAUGGUGGGCGUGACCUUCUCUUCAGGACCCAUUUCAUCGUCCUUUGUGAACCGAUAUGGCUGUCGGGCGGUGACCAUUGCGGGUGCCAUCCUGGCCGCCAGUUGCAUCAUCGUGAGCAUGUUCGCCCAGAAUGUCCUCACGCUGAUCAUCACGAUUGGCUUUGGAACCGGCCUGGGCUUCGGCCUCAUCUACCUGCCGGCCAUUGUGAGUGUGACGCAGUACUUCGAGGCGAAGAGAUCCCUGGCCACGGGCAUCGCAGUCUGCGGCUCCGGAUUCGGAACCUUUGUCUUUGCCCCGCUCACCGAGUACCUGAUUGGCAACUAUGGGUGGCGCGGAGCGAUGCUGAUCAUCGGUGGCAUCGUGCUCAACUGCAUCAUCUUCGGUGCGAUGUUCCGUCCCUUGGAAUUGGGGCCAUCGCCGGCAGCACAGACGCCCCCCAAUACGCCCAGCACUCCCAAGCUGGGCAAGAAGUCGGCCAUUAUCGAUGGAAAUACCACGCCGGCGGAACUGGAGCCCCUGAAGAUUCUGCCCAAGGAUCAGUACCUGCAGUUGCCCCCAGUUUCGGGAGGAGGAGGAGGAGGUGCCCUCUGCCGAUCCAACAGUGUGGGUCACAACCUCAAGCCCAGUUUGAACAACAAUUCGAAUGGCGCCGUCAAUGGGCAGGGAGUGCCCACUUUGGUCACGCCACCGCAGGCGGUGGUUAAGAGCACCAGCAACGAUGACAUCGCCAGGAAGUGUCACAGCCAACUGCAGCUGACUCCGCUGCGGGACGCCCAUCGGGAGCGGAGUGCCAGUGGCACCAUGUACCGCCCAGAUGCCCUCUACCAGGGUUCGCUGCACAAUCUGCCCGACUAUGUGAGCUCCAGGAACGACCUGAACCGCUCGAUGUCCGGAUCGGGAGUCAUCAAGCGGUACGGUUCGCUGCGCCAGAGCAACAAUGUGUCACAGAGUCAGGAGGAGACCAAAUGUUGCGGCUGCAUCACCUGCUCCAAGGAGACCCGCGACACCUUCGCCGAGAUGAUGAACUUCUCGCUGCUGAAGGACGUGAUCUUCGUGAUCUUCUCGGUGUCCAACUUCUGCACGAGCAUCGGCUUCAACGUCCCCUACCUCUAUGUGGCCGCCUACGCGGAGACCCUGAACAUCAGCAAGACGGAGGCCAGCUACCUGAUAGCCACCAUCGGGGUGGCCAACACGGUGGGCCGCAUAAUCCUGGGCUACAUAUCGGACAAGCCGUGGGUCAACCGCCUGCUGGUCUACAACGUCUGCCUCACAGCCUGCGGAAUUUCCACUGCCAUGGUGCCGCUGUGCCAUGACUACCAGUCGCUGGCCUUCUACUGCAUCGCCUUCGGCUUCACGAUCGGCGCCUAUGUGGGCCUGACCUCGGUCAUCCUGGUGGACCUGCUGGGCCUGGACAAGCUGACCAAUGCCUUCGGGCUGCUGCUGCUCUUCCAGGGCAUCGCCAGCUUUAUUGGACCGCCCAUCGGAGGUUGGAUGUACGAUCUGACGGACUCGUAUGCGCCGGCCUUCCUGAUGGCCGGACUCAUGAUCGCCAUCAGCGGCGUCGUGAUGUUCGCCAUUCCCCCGCUGCAGCGACUUCAGGCCGGGAAAUCGGAGCAGAAGCACCAUGCCGAGCACCUAGCCCUAAGUUAGUCCACCUAUCCUCCCAUCCUUAGCCCUCCACGCCAUCGUCCGCCCCCCUUAUUUUUGUUUAUAACCAUUUCCAAUUCUUUUUUUUUUGUUUUUUUUCUAUUGUAACUAUAGAUCUAGAAAUCUAGACAUCUAGAAACUAUAAACGCACGUCACUUGGUUAGGUUAAGACCUAGUUCUAGGCCAGACAUGUAUGUAUGUGUGUAUGCCACAGCUAGAGCAUAUCCGAUUAUUAAUGUAUAGGCAACUACCCCUGACCCCUGAACCCUUGAACCCUUGAACCCAACCCCAAACCUCCCAAAACAAAUGUAUAACCAUAC
Messenger RNA from Drosophila takahashii, 2835 nucleotides. It is a transcript of the gene Mct1, whose product is annotated as Monocarboxylate transporter 1. The record is from RefSeq and is a predicted model, not a curated record. Gene Ontology annotation, molecular function: monocarboxylic acid transmembrane transporter activity. NCBI's taxonomy places the organism in Eukaryota, Metazoa, Arthropoda, Insecta, Diptera, Drosophilidae. Gene Ontology annotation, biological process: monocarboxylic acid transport; transmembrane transport. Gene Ontology annotation, cellular component: membrane.